GGAUUGGUGGAUGAUGAUGCAUGUUCCCGGAAGGAGUGCACCGCAGUUAUCACAUGUACUUUUACGAUGAAAACAGGACGAUUCUAUUCGCUCUCACAGAUAUGAUUUGUAGUUUAUCAGAUAAAUGUAAAUAUUUGCGGAGUAUGAUUAACAUUAUAGCUUUAAAUAGAUAUAUUUAAUAUAUUAGUUAGUUAUAUGAAUCCUCUGUAAAAGAACGUCGCUCACAGUGUUUCUCAAGUUCUGUCACUGAAAAGGAUUUUUAAAAAAAAUGUCCAGUGCUGUUUUAUUAUCAUUGCACCAACAACUCAAAAAAUGCUUUGAGAUGCUAAAAGCGGAUAAAAUCGUUUGGGACGGUGAACUAGCUGAAUGUAAACCUCUCAUGAGCUCUCUUGGAAACCUUGCAGUGCAGUUGAAGGCACUGAAAAACGUUCAGAUUGCAAACACACCUCUUGCCAAUUUCCCUAGUUUACAAGAACGCCUUCAUUACAAACUGGCACUGGCUGUGGAUGCAGUUCUGGGAAAACUAGCUGAGAAAAUGGAUGCUCUUCAGAGGGUACGGGAUGCCAUCAGUCAACAGGUGUCUGCUGUUUUCCAGUUCUAUGAGAAGAACACAGACACUCUUGACAUUGCUGGUUGUGUCUCCCGAUCAGCCAUCUGUCCCUCCAUCUCAGAUAUGUUAGAGUGGCUUCAAGAUGCAGAUCGCUAUUACCGCCUACAAUUAGUGCAGAGAAGGAACCUCCUGCAGACGCUGACACCCAGUGACCUUACGUUAAUGGAAACGGCUCCAAAGAGAUGGGAAUCUCUACAUUCAGCUAGUGGAGAGGAGAGAAUUGCAGAUGCAUUGUGUCAAGUUUCAUUUUUCAUGGAGACUGAAUGAAUGUCAGCUAUUUUAUCAAGUCAUUUCUACAUCCUGUGUUGGCUGUUGUUCUCAGUUUGGCAAAGAAGGAUCCUUAAAAAAAGGACAGCUGUAUAGUCAUGGUGGAAGUCAAGACUCCUGGAAUAAUUUUGUUUUGCUAUGGGAGUUAAUUGUCAAAGACUGAAUAUCAACAUCACUGUAAGAGCAGUGCUCUGUUUUAAUAAACGUUGUUAUUUAAUUUAUGCUUUUUUUAUAUCGAUAAAACAAUUGCACUGUUGUCAUUGAA
This is a messenger RNA of Cyprinus carpio (common carp), 1142 nucleotides long. It is a transcript of the gene airim, whose product is annotated as AFG2 interacting ribosome maturation factor. The record is from RefSeq and is a predicted model, not a curated record. Gene Ontology annotation, cellular component: nucleus; cytoplasm. NCBI's taxonomy places the organism in Eukaryota, Metazoa, Chordata, Actinopteri, Cypriniformes, Cyprinidae.